Messenger RNA from Neohortaea acidophila, 2850 nucleotides. RefSeq names its product aconitate hydratase. The record is from RefSeq and is a predicted model, not a curated record. Gene Ontology annotation, biological process: tricarboxylic acid cycle. Gene Ontology annotation, molecular function: aconitate hydratase activity; 4 iron, 4 sulfur cluster binding. Gene Ontology annotation, cellular component: mitochondrion; cytosol. The transcript is spliced from 11 exons. The coding region runs from base 369 to 2720 and encodes 783 amino acids. Lineage: Eukaryota; Fungi; Ascomycota; Dothideomycetes; Mycosphaerellales; Teratosphaeriaceae.
AUCCUCGUGGUGCUUGCUCGGAUACGAUUGUUGUGCAGCUUCACCUCCCCUCCUGUCCUCCUUCGCAGUACUGCAACUCCUCCCCGUCCAGCCUUGCACGCUCGUGGUCGAAGCCGACCCUCGGUAAUACCGCUAUCGCUAUUGGCCGAGAGGACCCGGUCCAAGCUCACCACAGCUCCCGAACCUGACGUUCAACUUUGUUUCUUCUCGCCAGCUCCACCAAACAUCCUCUCCCCUCCACUCCCCUCCCCUUCCCGUACGCUUCCACCCCUUCCUACGAGGCUUCAUCGCCAGGUUUGCCGCUGGUCCCAUCCUUCGCCUGAUCCGAACGACACUCUCCAAUCGGCAGCACAGCAGUCUUCGUCAAGAUGCUGUCUGCACGUGCAAUGGCGGCUCGGCAGCUGCCGAACAUGCUCGCCCGCCGCGGCAUGGCCUCCGUGCAAGACAGCCCGCUCUCCAAAAAGGUGGAAAUGACCAACUGGGAGAAGGGCCAUUACAUCGACUACCAGACCAUGUACGAGAAGCUCGGCAUCGUGCGCAAGCGCCUCAAUCGCCCCCUCACCUACGCCGAGAAGAUCCUCUACUCCCAUCUCGACGAUCCCCACAACCAGGACAUUGAGCGCGGCAAGAGCUAUCUCAAGCUCCGCCCGGAUCGCGUGGCUUGUCAGGAUGCCACGGCUCAGAUGGCCAUCCUGCAGUUCAUGAGCGCCGGCAUGCCCGCCGUCGCCACUCCCACAACCGUCCAUUGCGACCAUCUUAUCGAGGCGCAGAUUGGCGGUGAGAAGGACUUGGAGCGAGCGCAGCAGAUCAACAAGGAGGUCUACGAUUUCUUGAGCACCUCUUGCGCCAAGUACGACAUUGGUUUCUGGAAGCCCGGAUCCGGCAUCAUCCAUCAGAUUGUCUUGGAGAACUACGCUUUCCCCGGUGGUCUGAUGAUUGGCACCGACUCGCAUACUCCCAAUGCCGGUGGUCUCGGAAUGGUCGCCGUCGGUGUUGGUGGCGCUGAUGCUGUCGAUGUCAUGGCCAACCUUCCGUGGGAGGUCAAGGCGCCCAAGAUCAUUGGUGUCAAGCUCACGGGCAAGAUGAGCGGGUGGACUGCACCAAAGGAUAUCAUUCUCAAGGUCGCCGGCAUCCUCACCGUCAAGGGUGGAACUGGAGCCAUCGUCGAAUACCAUGGCCCUGGCGCACAAAACAUCAGCUGCACGGGUAUGGGAACUAUUUGCAACAUGGGUGCCGAAAUUGGUGCCACCACUUCAUUGUUCACCUUCAACGAGCGCAUGGCAGAGUACCUCGCCGCCACCAAACGCGCUCCGAUUGGCGAUUUCGCCCGUGCCUAUCAACAAGAAUUGAAGGAGGACGAAGGCUGCGAAUACGAUGAGCUCAUCGAGAUCGACCUCAACACCCUCGAGCCGCACAUCAACGGUCCAUUCACCCCGGAUCUUGCCACGCCCAUCAGCAAGUUCAAGGAGGCGGUCAAGACCAACAAGUGGCCGGAAGAGUUGAGAGUCGGCCUGAUCGGCUCUUGCACCAACUCCUCCUACGAGGACAUGAGCCGCUCUGCCUCCAUUGCCCAGGACGCCCUGGACCACGGCAUCAAGGCCAAGGCCAUCUUCACCGUUACUCCGGGCUCCGAACAGAUCAGAGCCACCAUCGAGCGUGACGGUCAACUCAAGACCCUCGAGGAGAUGGGCGGAUUGAUUCUUGCCAAUGCAUGCGGCCCCUGUAUCGGACAAUGGGAUCGUCGCGAUGUGAAGAAGGGCGAGCCAAACUCCAUCAUCUGCUCCUACAACCGCAACUUCACUGGCCGCAACGAUGCCAACCCGGCUACUCACUGCUUCGUCACCUCCCCGGACAUUGUCGUCGCCAUGACACUCGCAGGAACGCUGAACUUCAACCCCCUGACCGACAAGCUAAAGGACAAGGACGGCAACGAGUUCAUGCUGAAGGAGCCUACGGGUGAUGGUCUUCCCGCCAAUGGCUACGAUCCCGGCCGUGACACUUACCAAGCCCCACCAAAGGAGCGCAGCUCUGUCGAAGUCGCCGUCGAUCCCAACUCAGACCGCCUGCAGAUCCUGCAGCCGUUCGAGCCUUGGGAUGGAAAGGACGCGACUGACAUGCCCAUCCUGAUCAAGACGAAGGGCAAGACCACCACUGACCAUAUCUCCAUGGCUGGGCCCUGGCUCAAAUACCGUGGCCACUUGGACAACAUCUCCAACAACAUGCUGAUCGGUGCGAUCAACAGCGCAAACGGCGAGGCCAACAAGAUCAAGAACCAGACCACCGGUGAGACCGAUGCCGUGCCCAACACCGCCCGCGACUACAAGAAGAAAGGCAUCAAGUGGGUUGUCGUUGGCGACUGGAACUACGGCGAGGGCUCCUCGCGUGAACACGCUGCCCUUGAACCCCGCCAUCUCGGCGGCUUGGCCAUCAUCACCCGCUCUUUCGCCCGUAUCCACGAGACCAACUUGAAGAAGCAGGGUCUCUUGCCCUUGACCUUCUCCAACCCCGACGACUACGACAAGAUCCAGCCGGACGACAAGGUCGACUUGAUGUGCACGGAGCUGGCCGUUGGCAAGCCCAUGACCAUGAAGGUCCACCCGGCUGACGGCAGCAAGGCCUUCGACGUCAAGCUCGAGCACACUUACAACCAGGAUCAGAUCAAGUGGUUCGAGGCUGGCAGUGCUUUGAACAAGAUGGCCAAGGAUGCUGGUGCGAGGUAAGCAGUCGAAGUGGAGUUGCGGAGGAUGAAGCAGAAGAAUGGAGGGCGUGGGUGGGAAUGUGUACAUUUGCAUGAGUUACUUUGAUCGGCACGUAUCUAGUCUGGAUGAAAUUAAAGGCGUUGCAACUGAA